Dipodomys spectabilis (banner-tailed kangaroo rat) is the source of this 3520-nucleotide messenger RNA. It is a transcript of the gene Rab23, whose product is annotated as RAB23, member RAS oncogene family. The record is from RefSeq and is a predicted model, not a curated record. The transcript has 6 exons. Gene Ontology annotation, molecular function: GTP binding; GTPase activity. Bases 571 to 1281 code for a protein of 236 amino acids. NCBI's taxonomy places the organism in Eukaryota, Metazoa, Chordata, Mammalia, Rodentia, Heteromyidae.
CUGAGGCUCCUCGCGCGUUGUUGCAGAUGGGCUGCGUGAUCGCCGGUGCGUGCGCGGCGCCUCGGACGCCGCUGGUCUGCAGCUCCGCUUGAGUUCAUCCCCUUCCGAAAGCGCAGGCUUUUUUGUGAUGAAGCCCAGGCUGUUGACUUUUCUUCUGUGUCUUUGGGCAUCUUAUCCAAACCCCGGGGUGAGACUUCCUCCUCGGAUCUCUUCUGAAAGUUUGUCUUGGAGAUGGGCACUGGAGCCGUGAGGAGAGGCCGGAGGGGAAUCGUCAGAACCCCCGUCCACACUCCGUGUGAAGGAGGGCGGAGGAGGGUAACUUAGGACCGAGAAGCGCGGUGUUUGCUCCCAUGACUGCAGGUGCUGGCUCCUUAGUCUGUCCUCUCUGGCCUCACAGGAAGGGAGCCGGCUCACCACCGCGGUCAGCGCCGUCUCCUGCUCCUGCCGAGCUGCUCCUCCCCGAUGAAAUAACUGCAGCUGACUACAUUUUGUAGUCAAAAGAUCUCCAUUUUAAACCACAGGCCUGGGAGGGGCGGCCAGGCCCUGGGACGAGAGCGUGUCUGCGCCAAGAUGCUGGAGGAGGACAUGGAGGUGGCCAUCAAGCUGGUGGUGGUGGGGAACGGGGCGGUGGGCAAGUCGAGCAUGAUCCAGCGGUACUGCAAGGGCGUCUUCACAAAGGACUACAAGAAAACCAUCGGAGUGGACUUUCUGGAGCGACAGAUCCAAGUUAAUGAUGAGGAUGUCAGACUAAUGUUAUGGGACACUGCAGGUCAAGAGGAAUUUGAUGCUAUAACAAAGGCCUACUAUCGAGGAGCCCAGGCCUGUGUGCUGGUCUUUUCCACGGUGGACAGGGAGUCUUUUGAAGCAGUUUCCAGCUGGAGAGAAAAAGUAGUCGCUGAAGUUGGAGAUAUCCCAACUGUGCUUGUGCAAAACAAGAUCGAUCUCUUGGAUGACUCUUGUAUAAAGAAUGAGGAAGCCGAGGCCUUGGCCAAGAGGCUAAAGUUGAGAUUCUACAGAACCUCUGUAAAGGAAGACCUGAACGUGGCAGAAGUUUUUAAAUAUUUGGCUGAGAAAUACCUUCAAAAACUCAAACAAGUCCCCGAGGACCCCGAACUGAUGCAUUCAAGUAGUAACAAAAUUGGUGUCUUUAAUACAUCUGGAGGAAGUCACCUGGGCCAGAAUUCCAGUACCUUAAAUGGCGGAGACAUCAUCAAUCUCAGACCUAACAAACAAAGGACCAAGAAAACCCGAAAUCCCUUUAGCAGCUGUAACAUACUCUAAGAUGUUCUAGGAGGAGCCAGGAUGAAGUAUGUUGACACAUGCCACCACUGCCAUAUUUCACAAGCAUCUUAGCCUCUGUGCCUAGUGGCUUCCUGAUGGCUAGCAGAUCUAAGCUCUGCUCUGCAGGGCUUCACAAUGUGGUGUGGGACCUGUGGGAAACUGCCCUGUGGGCUUAUUUUCUUAUUUCUACAUUAGACAAAGUUUCUCCUGUUGUUUUUUUUUAAUGCUAUAAAAUGUCAAACAGGUCGUGCAGAAUUUUAAAUGCUGGAAAACAUGAAUGCCUAAUUAUAUUGGAACUGAUUUUAAGGAAAAAGCAUUCUUUUCCUGCAAUUGGUCAUCUUCCUUUUCUGAAAAGCAGUAUUCAUUGUGAAUACUUGGAGAACAUAGUACUGAAAGGCAACCCUGAGUCUAGCCAGAUGGCAUUGGUAUGUUUUUGGCAAUGUUUUCAUUAAAUAUUGGUAGAGGAAGGCAUGCCGCUAGUUGGUCCUGAGCAAACUGAAAACAUGUACAGUAUUUAAGGUAAUUAGAUUCUAACUCAUUCAUGAAAUCAUUUGUGUCUUGUUUUAUUUUCGAAUGAGAAAUUCUAGACAGACAUUUUGCAAAAUGAGCUUGAACUUAAAAAUGCUUUGUGCCAAAAAAAAAAAAAAUCACCUAAUUCUUACAAGUGCUUUACUAUCAGAAUUCAUAUUGUUUAUGAUAACUCUUAAGAGCAGUUCUCUUCUCUGACAGGGUAGACAGAUGCUGCAGCUUCUCCGUGGGGUCCUCACUGAAGAACUGUGCGCGCGCGCACGUGUGUGUGUGUGUGUGUUUGCAUGCGCGCGCGAGCUUCCACACCUGUCAGCCAGCUGUGUGUGUUUGCGUGCGCGCGCGAGCUUCCACACCUGUCAGCCAGCUGUGUGUGCGUGCGUGUGUGUGUGUGUGUGUGCGUGCGCCCGCGAGCUUCCACACCUGUCAGCCAGCUCUGUGUGUGUGUGUGUGUGUGUGUCCCCACUGUGAGCAAGGUGAGCGUGAGCUUCCACACCGGUCAGCCAGCUGCCAGAGGUCGCCUAGCACAGGAGGCCUAGCAAAACGCAUUGUGUGGCUGGCACUUUUUGCUGCUGACAGAAUCCAAUCUGGAGACCUUAAAAUUAUCGCAGCCAUUUUUAAAAGUGCACAAAAGAUGAACUUUAGUCCUAAUCCAAGUUGUGGAUUUCAUAAUGCCUUGCAAUGCUGAAAUCCCCUUCAGUUUACACAUUUUUAUAUAGUUUUUUUCCAUGAGACUUUCUACAGCCUUUGGUCUGCGUAGUGAUCUCUCAGGAACUGCUGCCAUCACAUGAUAGUUCAAGACGGUCUCUGAGGCCACACUGCCACCGCAGUGAAACUCUUUGUCCUGCUCAUGGAUGCUAGUAAAAGUGGAGGGACAGGAAACGGUCUGACACACACUGAUGUGACCUGGGACAGCAGCCUUCCAAAACUGACUCAAGUCUGGUCCAGGUGGUUUUGUUUGUAAUGGAUCUGCUUUUCAGAUAGCAUCUCAUUUUUACAAGACUUCAAAAUAUGUCAAAAAUAUUUUUUUCUUGGAAAAUGUCAUGAGGUCAUUUUACAUUUUUGUACUAAAAUAUGAGUGUUUUUGUAUUUUCCUGGUAUGUUUCAUCCUCCUACUAUUCCUUUAAGUCUCCUGUCUGGACCAUUCUCCCCUCCUUGCAGUGAGGUUUAGAACAGACCGGCCUUUCCAGUGCACACGUUUGCUUUGAGGGCACCGCGUUCCCGAACACGUCCUAGGUUUAUUUUGCCACACGCUCCCAUCCCCACUGCUGGCAAGGGGUGAGCAUGAGGGCUGGGGGCUCACCUCCUGGUGGGCACUGCUUUCUCCUCCCUUGAAAAACAAUCGCUUUAAUGUCUGCACAAAGUAUAUUUUGUGGCAAGUAAUCUAACAGCCUUUGUUAGCAGGAAAGUCAUUUGUUACAUAAUGUCCUAUUUCAUAUUGAUUAAAUGUAUGUGAGUAAAAGUAUGUGCUACUUUUCUAUAAAAAUGUAAUCCCUGAUGAUGGUUGCAAUUCCCUUAAAAAUUGAAAUAUAAUUUUAUGUCACUGGUUUUUAUCUUUUUCUUAUUUAACAAAAACUAAAGAGAUCUUUGCUACACAUUUGGACUUUUACUGUGCUAUAUUUCACACCUAUGCAGUCAUUAAGUAGGUCUGAAAAUCAGCCACAAAUGAUGUUAGUUUCUCAAUUUAAUAAAUUCUAAAACCUUCAAAAUUCAA